Molecule: messenger RNA, 990 nt
Organism: Dictyostelium purpureum
Lineage: Eukaryota; Evosea; Eumycetozoa; Dictyosteliales; Dictyosteliaceae
Exons: 5
Coding region: 1-990 (329 amino acids)
Cellular component (GO): endoplasmic reticulum membrane
Source: RefSeq, a predicted model, not a curated record
AUGAUCGAUUUAAUAAGCAAUAUACUUUUCAUAAAUGUUUUUAGCGUACCAAUAUUAUUAGUAUUAUUAGUGUUAAUAGUUGCAUUUUCAUAUUAUUUAUUAUUCUUACAAGAUGAAAGUAUAUUAUGGUUAGAAAAUGAAAAUAUUUUUGUUGAUCCAAAGAAAGGUGAGGAACAUAAGUUUCCAUCAAUCAUGGAUAAAAACAUUAAAGAUGAUAAUGUUUACCUUUCAAUCGUAAUUCCAGCAUACAACGAAGAAGUUAGAUUACCAAAAAUGUUAGACGAAACAUUAAAAUUCUUAAACGAUAAAUCAAAAAAGGAAUUAAAAUUCACUUAUGAAAUUAUUAUUGUCGAUGAUGGUAGUAAAGAUAAUACAGCCAAAUUAGUAACUUCAUACAUUGAAUCAUCACCACAAUCAAAUAUUCGUUUAUUAAAAUUAAAGAAAAAUAGAGGUAAAGGUGGUGCUGUUAAAAGAGGUGUUUUAUGUUCAAGAGGUAAAUAUAUUUUAAUGGUUGAUGCUGAUGGUGCAACAGACUUUAAAGAUUUUAAUAGAGUCGAGGAUUAUAUGAAAAAAAUUGAAAAGAACGAAAAUGGUAUUGUUUGUGGUAGUAGAUCACAUCUUGUAGAUAGUGAUUUAGUUGCAAAAAGAUCAUUAUUAAGAAAUGUAUUAAUGUAUGGUUUCCAUAUUUUUGUUGAAACCUUAUGUGUUAAAGGUAUUAAAGAUACACAAUGUGGUUUUAAAUUAUUCACCAGAGAAACAUCUAAAAAGAUUUUCCCAACUUUACAUAUUGAAAGAUGGGCUUUCGAUGUCGAAAUUUUAUAUUUAGCACAAAAAUUAAAUAUUCCAAUUGCUGAAGUUGCUGUCAAUUGGACUGAAAUCGAUGGUUCAAAAUUAGAUCCAUUCUCAAGUUCAAUUCAAAUGGCUAAAGAUAUUCUUCGUAUUAGAAUGAGAUAUCUUUUGGGUAUUUGGAAAAUAAAAUCAUCAAAAUAA